AUGGCACGCAAGAAGCCUCAAGGAAAGAAGAGCAAAAAGGCAGAGGUCGAGGAGGAAACUCCAGACCUUGAAUCUGUCGACCAGGGAGAGAACUCGGACGGUUCUAGUCAGUAUAGUUAUGAUGGAUCGGAUGGUGACGGUUCACAACAAGAAGAUGAAGGAUCCGAUGUCUAUGUAUCUGAUGCCUAUGACGAUGACGAUGAUUUCGAAGAUCAAGGAUCAUCAGACGAAGACGAGGAACUUAUGGAAAAGCAGCACGAAGAUGAUGGUUCUGGUGACGAGAUGAAUGAGCUCGAAGAUCUUGAACAGACAUACGAGUCGGCUCCACGCAAAUGGAAAAGCGGGAAACGAAGUGCAACUGGGAACCCUAGGAAAGGAACAGCAGAGUCCCAGUUAAUGCAUACUGAUGACUUGUCUUCUGAUGAUGAAGACGAAGAUGGUACCGGAAAUCGUAUCGGGAGAGUUCCUCUUCAUUGGUAUGACGACCUUGAACACAUUGGAUACGACGGACAUGGAAAGAAAGUUGCCAAGUCUGCAAGCAAGACUGAAGGUGAUCGAGUGGAUCAAGCUAUUGCCAAUGCUGAUAAUCAGUUGACUGGAAAGUUUGUUGUACAUGAUGCGCUCAACGAUAAGUCGGUUGAACUGACGCAACGACAAUUGGAGAUUAUCAGAAGAAUUCAGAAUGGAGCUUACGCUCAUCCUGAACAUGACGGAAACCCAGAUUAUAUUGACUACUUCAGUGGUGUGGAUCCAGAGCUUUCGGGUUUGAAUGACAAUCGUUACUUGCCAAAGUCUAAAUUCCAGCCAAGUAAAUGGGAGAAAAUGCAGGUCGAUAACUUACUCCGAAAGUUGGAACAGGGAUACAUUAGCAUGGAUUACUUGACUGGAAAGGUUCGUGACAUGAACGAUGCGAACAAGAACAAGGAUCCAAAUGCGCCCUUUUUGCUUUGGACGGGAGCAGAAGAAGAUGAACUGAAUAUGAAAAAGGGACCCCAACACAUUGCAGCACCAAAGGUCGCCCCUCCAGGACAUGCAGAGAGUUACAUCCCACCAAAUGAAUACGUUCCCACAGAAGAGGAACUCAAGGAGUGGGAAGAAAUGGAACCCAAAGACCGACCUCAUGGCCUUUUGGUUCCUAAAAAGUUCCCAAAUCUUCGGUCUGUUGGAGCUUACAAGCACUCGGUCCGUGAGGCAUUUGAGCGCUGUUUGGAUCUCUACCUUUGUCCUCGGGUGAUGAAGCGGCGUUUGAAUAUUGAUCCAGAGAGCCUUGUUCCGAAGCUUCCAAAGGCCAGUGAUUUGCGACCAUUUCCUACAGCAAAGUGUAUCGAGUACAAGACACCGUACGAUGGCGACGACGCUCCAGUUAUCCGAUGCGUCAGCUGCAGCCCCAAUGGUCAAUUUUUGGCAAGCGGCGCUUCUGAUGGAAUUGUCCGACUUUGGGAAGUUGAGACUGGCCGUCUUCUUCGCAGUUGGGACUUGUCGAAGGUUUCGAAGUCUGUUGAUCCCGAUUGCGAUGAGGAUGACGAUUCGAUUAAACCCGUCGUUUCACUGGAAUGGAAUCCAAAUGCUGCUCAUCAUUGUAUGCUUGCGGCCGUUGGAAAGUGUGCAAUCCUGCUUGCCACAGGCACAGAAGGUGUCCAUGAUGCUGCUAUUACCGAGGCACUUUUGAGCGAAGCCAAGACUGGCGGCAAUAUCAAAACCGAAAAGGCUGCAAAAGCAGUAAAAUGGCAUUCUGUCAAAUCCGAAAGUAAACCAGUGAGCUCCUUUGGACUUUCGAGCGGCCCAAUUUGUGCUCUUCUCACCCGCAACGAAGUUGCCAGUCUGCGAUGGCAUACCAAAGGAGACUACUUUGUGACUGUCAGUCCCAAAGCAGGAGCCCCGUCGGUUUUAAUCCACCAAUUGAGCAAGGGAAACUCCCAACAGCCGUUCAGCAAGGCCAAGGGAGAGGCCCAAACCGCUUGUUUCCACCCCAGCAAGCCAUUCCUCUUUGUUGCCACCCAGCAACACGUCCGAGUAUAUCAUCUCGUAAAGCAAGCUAUGGUGAAACGGUUGAUAUCUGGAUGCCGUUGGAUUUCGUCGUUGGACGUGCAUCCUUCUGGAGACCACUUGAUUGUGGGCAGUCUCGAUAGACGCAUGAUUUGGUUCGAUUUGGACCUUUCUCACACACCCUUCAAGACACUAAAGUACCACGAAAGGGCGCUCCGAUCGACCAAAUUUCACAAUCGGUACCCACUGAUGGCCAGUGCUUCGGACGAUGGAGCAGUCCAUGUAUUCCACAGCAUGGUGUACUCAGAUCUGAUGCGCAAUCCACUCAUUAUUCCAGUGAAGAUUCUACGGGGCCACAGCAUCCAGAAGAAGUUGGGUGUUCUUAAUCUUUCCUUCCACCCUACCCAGCCUUGGCUUUUCACAGCUGGAGCUGAUGGUCGCAUUUUCUUGUACCAAGACAUUUAA
This is a messenger RNA of Cylindrotheca closterium, 2451 nucleotides long. NCBI's taxonomy places the organism in Eukaryota, Bacillariophyta, Bacillariophyceae, Bacillariales, Bacillariaceae. The record is from the annotation of a GenBank genome assembly.